AGGGCAGAAAAAAGACAGCUGUUUUUAGGGUAACCUAACUAACCAAUCAGAGCGCGGGGGGGGCGGAGCCUGUCGGAAUACGGGUGUGGAAAAAAAGAAGAACGCAACGGUCCUCGUCGCUUCAUCCGGUUACGCCCACAAAAACGGUCACAACAACCAGCCGCCUUCAGACCGAGAGCUGGACACAAGGCUGCUGACCGUGAAAAGAGGGAUAUGGGAGCGUGAGCGGGUCCAGCGACCACUCGGGGGUCUGUGUUGAGCGCUUUGCCCCCGGCUGGCCCUUAUGUGGAGUCUUUUCUUUCGUUUUCUGUGACACUAAUAGCUAGUUAGCCUGCAGCUGCUGUGCUCCUGACUCUGUUUCCUGCUGAUGGUGUGAGUUGCCGGGCUGUUUUCGGGCUCUGUUCGGUGUGGAGUUGGUCUGUUUUUCUCUCUGCCCUAUCCUGCUGUCUGAGCCAUGGCUGAGGCCGAGCAGGUCGACGACGCCGAACUGUCUCUCCAAGGAAUAAACAUGCUGCUCAACAACGGCUUCAAGGAGAGCGCCGAGCUUUUCCACAGAUACAGGAAUUACAGCCCUCUGAUGAGUUUUGGUGCUAGCUUUGUCAGUUUUCUGAAUGCCAUGAUGACGUUUGAAGAGGAGAAGAUGCAGGUGGCAUAUGAGGACCUCCAGGCCACUGUGAGGCUGUGCGAGUGUGACAGCACUGGUGUCAUCGAGACCAUCAAAAACAAGAUCAGGAAGAGUCAGGUAGAUGGUCACAGAUCAGAGGUGGCCAUGAUGGAGCGGCUGCAGAGGCUGAUCAUAGUGGCAGACUGCCAAGUCUACCUGGCUGUGCUUUCCUUCGUCAGACAGGAGCUCUCAGCAUAUAUUAAGGCUGGUUGGAUUCUCCGCAAAGCCUGGAAGACAUACAAUAAAUGCUACAAUGACAUCAGUCAGCUACAGGAAGCCUGCCAGAGGAGGUCUUCUGCACCUCAAGGGGCGCUGUCCUCUGAUCGGGCCAAACCCAGUCAGAGUCCUCAGUCAUUACUGCCUGAAGCCCAGGAAGAACGCUGUAGUGAUCAGCCCAAAGACAACCAGAAAUCUGCUCUACCUCCUGUACCAAAGGCUGCACAAUCUAAUGAACAUCCUGACCACCAGGAGGCGAACACCUCCAGGAAACCCAAACCCAGCCAGAAGGCUCCCCUGCGGUACGAGGCCGGCUUGACGGCAGAGUCUCUGAGCCGACUGAAGGGUUCAGUCAGCUUCGGAUACGGCCUCUUCCACCUCUGCAUCUCCAUGGUGCCUCCUCACCUGCUCAAGAUCAUUAACCUGCUGGGCUUCCCUGGCGACCGGCAGCAGGGGCUAACGUCCCUCACGUAUGCGAGCGAAAGUAAGGACAUGAAGGCCCCUCUUGCUACACUUGCCCUCUUGUGGUACCACACGGUAGUUCAGCCCUUCUUUGCUCUGGAUGGCUCAGAGACGGAGGCGGGGCUUCUGGCUGCCAAAGCCAUUCUUCAGAAGAAAGAAGCGGAAUACCCAGACUCCUCCCUCUUCAUGUUCUUCAAAGGCAGAGUGCUGCGGCUGGAGUGCCAAAUCAGCAGUGCCUUAACGUCCUUCAACAGUGCUUUGGAACUGGCUACGGGCCAGAGGGAGAUCCAGCAUAUUUGUCUCUAUGAGAUUGGUUGGUGCAGUAUGAUCGAGUUGAGCUUCACGGAUGCAUUCAGAGCGUUUGAUCGUCUGAGGACGGAGUCCCGUUGGUCCCAGUGCUACUACGCCUACCUCACUGGAGUGUGUCAGGGAGCAGCAGGUGAUCUGGAUGGAGCCUGCUCUGUGCUUAAAGAUGCUGCUCGCUUAUUCAGGAGGAAACACAACCAGAUUGAACAGUUUUCCAUGAGGAAGGCAGAGGAUUUAAGAAAACUCCCGCCUACAAGAGAGCGGUGCACUAUGGCAGCCAUUGAGGUGCUCUACCUUUGGAAAGCUCUGCCCAACAGCUCUACCUCCAAACUGCAGCUCAUGAUUCAAGUUUUACAGCAGAUGGAGGACUCUUCGUGUUCUGGUCUAAAACACCUCCUGCUGGGAGCCGUGCACAAGUGCCUGGGCAACAGCGCAAACGCAGUGCAGUGCUUUCAGGUGGCUUUGAGAGAUGAGCAGGGACAUCUGUGUAACUCCUACGUGCAGCCCUACUCUCUAUAUGAGCUGGGAUGCAUAUUUCUGGAAAGCCCAGAGUCUACAGCCAAAGGAAAGGCUCUUCUACUUCAAGCCAAGGAGGACUUUUCUGCGUAUGACUUCGAGAACAGGCUACACGUGCGAAUCCACACAGCGUUGGCUUCGCUGAAAGAGGCAGCAACCCGAUAGCUAGACUUUUCAAGACUUCACUCCCCUUCCAGAAGCAAGAGCAAUAUGAUCUUGUGUAAUAAAUGAUUGACAGUUUGAGCGACUCUCGCCUUGAACAAGGGGAAAAAAAACGAACGUCAAACAUCCGUAAAUGACUGAAGACCCGUGGGACAGCGCUGGUUGCACCCGAGCGCACUCCACUGGAAGAAUUAAUGUUGAACAUCACGACACAACAGUGUCCGAAAAAUGACACAAACGUCCCCUUUAAACAGCGACGGAGGCGAUGGAUGGAAUGGCCACAAUAGAAUGAAAAGAGGAGCCAGUAAAAAGCCUAAUGUAAUGAGAUUCAUCCAGUCAAGACAGUUCAUCACCAAAUGCCCUUUAACCCUUAGAAGUUGCAGUUAUCGCUGGCGAUAACAAGAGCGUGUUAAAAUUUGAUAUGAAUUAUUUCAUAGCUCUUUGAGACAAGAGAAGACAUUUGUCAAAAGUGCAGAUUCUAAAUUUUCAAUCCAGAGUACUUUUGUGUUUAUAAGAUUUCAUUGUAGUAUUUUGUAAUCUUGUCAAAUUCGUAUUUUGCCUUUUGGUGUUGUGAUUUUUCUGACAUUGAAACAACCAGGAAAAAGUCAGAAGUGCAAACUGGAAUCUGUCAAUAUGGAAUGUAAAUUGAAUGUAAAUGUAAUUUAUUAUAUUGCUAACUACAUAAUUAACUAUGUAAAUACACUUCAGUAGUAAAGGAAAACAACUUUAACUUGACUUCUAAGGGUUAAAGCUGUCUGACUUUUCUGGACCCACGCACAACCCUUCAGUCCCUCCUCUUGGAAGAUACAAUAAGACCCUGUUAGUUCUAAUCUAUGGAACUUAUUAAGUUCUCUCUUCCAUUGUGAACUUUCUGUCUAAUUGAGUCAUAAUUCACUUGUUAUAGAGGUAUUUUUUCACUCCAGACAUCUGUCUUGAAUGUGGUCAGGUUUAAUAGCAGCUCUGACUUUUUUUCUAGUCUUUGCAUAAAUACCAGAGAGUAAGUAUCUCUCCCCUAAUGGAGUCUCUGUUACACUGGCGACUGUUUUGCACAGAAAACGGAAAGUACGGAAUUAUUCUGCAAGAAUGAAUAUGGUUUACAGUUGUUUGGACUGCAUUGUGUUAAAGUCUUAAAGCACAGUUAGACACUUACAGCGUAGUCCGUGAUCAAGUUGAAAGCAAUUCAGUAAUAAUGUUGCACAAAUUAACUAUUUUACUUAGAUUGAUACAAUAACAGCAUUUUUAAACAAUUACAUUUACUUAUAUUUCUGCAGAAUAUGAGAAGCACACUGAAGGUGCAUCCAAGCUGUUCUCAAUUCUCCUAGUUGGAGAAUUGAACUGCCUGCUGCUGUUUCUGGUUACGACUAUCUAACUGGCUUAGAUGUCUGAAAAAUGUCAUGCGAUUGUUGACAUUACUGUCCAACAGAAAUAUGUUACUCACUUACUGCACUGGUGUCCUCUAAGGACAGCAGGCUGAAAGCAUUCCGCAUGUUCACCCUCAGCACCACGUCUUUUAAGUUGAAGGACAGAGUCCUUUUUUUCUCAUUGAUAGCUAAAGACAUACACUGAAAAAACGAAACAUUUUGAAAAAACUCAAUGUUCAUUUGUUUAAUCUGCUUAUUUGUUCAUCCAAUGUUAGGCUGGCAAUAAAAUAGGAAUUGCAAAGCAGAGCCUAUAUUAUAGCAUUUGCUAGACAUUGCCUUUCAGUCUAAUCAUCUUAGAGAGGUAAGCUAACAUAGCAUUAGGAGUCUAACUCACAGAUGCUUAUUGGAACAGCAUGGUGUGCUUAACUGGGAAAGGAGUGAAACCCCAGUCUGCUGGGUGGAGAGCAGAGGUAUUACCUGCUGUGUUAUACAAACUGCAAUCAAUAUUUGGAAUAGUGUAGUGGAUAACACUGCUGUCCUCCACCCAGCAGACUGAGGUUUGAUUCUUUGCCUGGGACAGAACCAAGAGUCCCUGAAUAAGACUCCUAAUGCACGUCGGCUACCUCAGUAAAGUGGUUAGACUGUAAGUCUGAUGACGGAUGAUGGUGUCGUCCGACAGAUGUAAAUAUAAUGUAGGUUGUUUCCCCUUUUUAAAAAUGUUCUGUUUUAUUGGCAGCGUAAUGCUGGAUGAACAAAUUUAAGUUAGUUAAACAAAAUAACCUUAGUAAGAGGCACCACACACUCGGCUGCUGAGAAAAUCUUCACUCUAGGCCGUGGUUGAAAUGUCUUGAAAUCCAUUGCCAAAAUAUUGAAUUACAGUGUUAGAACUUCAAAGAGCACAGUGUAUUACAGAUAAUCAGAUAAGAUCAUUAACAUGGAGGGUGUGGCUUUAAGACACUAGCUACAGCACUGUUAGUGGACGUAGUUUGCUUAAAGAUGUUUUUGAUUUCUAAUGAACCAGGCUCAACAGUAGGUGUGUUGAAUGUAAUUUAUAUUGUAGAUGCAACUCUUGACCUCAACUUUUGAGAAAUAAACAGUUGAAACAGUG
Colossoma macropomum (tambaqui) is the source of this 4795-nucleotide messenger RNA. RefSeq names its product tetratricopeptide repeat protein 39C-like. NCBI's taxonomy places the organism in Eukaryota, Metazoa, Chordata, Actinopteri, Characiformes, Serrasalmidae. The record is from RefSeq and is a predicted model, not a curated record. Gene Ontology annotation, molecular function: protein binding. Gene Ontology annotation, biological process: cilium assembly; otolith morphogenesis.